Molecule: messenger RNA, 6345 nt
Organism: Bufo gargarizans (Asiatic toad)
Lineage: Eukaryota; Metazoa; Chordata; Amphibia; Anura; Bufonidae
Gene: ADGRA1
Product: adhesion G protein-coupled receptor A1
Exons: 19
Coding region: 224-4144 (1306 amino acids)
Biological process (GO): G protein-coupled receptor signaling pathway; cell surface receptor signaling pathway
Cellular component (GO): glutamatergic synapse; postsynaptic density; plasma membrane
Molecular function (GO): protein binding; G protein-coupled receptor activity
Source: RefSeq, a predicted model, not a curated record
CAGCACUAUUGCAAGUUCUGAUAAACUUUAGCUUGCAGGCGCCUUGUCUCCCUGACAGCUGAUUGGAGUGACAUUACUAUUACAUUAUGUCCCUCUCAUAUUCACAGACAGCUCCGGGCGCUGCAGAUAUGACUUAUGACAACUUUUUAAAUGGCAGAUAAUAAUAAUAAUAAUAAAAAAUAAAAAAAAUUCUGGAAACUUUGAGCACUGAAGAUGUCCUAAGAUGGAUUGUACGCAUCUGCUUUGGGUCUGCCGCUUCCUGGUUUUAGCCGUUCCAGGCCACUUGCUUGCCAGCAGGAUCUGUCCGGACCUCGUGGCUGACAGCUGCCUGUGCACCGUGGAGCGCUCCAAGGGACUGGGGCGACAGAAACUCAUCCACAUCAAGGUGGUGUGCAAUGGAGGGGAGCUAGCGGAGACGUUACAACCUACGUUACUGCCCAACAAAACCGUGGCCCUAAUUCUCAGCAAUAACAAGAUAUCGCUUGUACAGAAUAGAUCUUUUCUUGGAUUAAACUCCCUUGAGAAAUUAGAUCUGCGGAAUAACCUGAUUAGCACCAUCGAGCCGGGGGCCUUUUAUGGACUUUCUGAACUCAGGCGUCUUGAUCUGUCUAAUAACCGGAUUGGAUGUCUGUCACCUGAAAUGUUCAGUGGACUCCACAAUCUCCACAAACUAAAUCUAUCUGGAAAUAUUUUCUCUGUCCUUGAGUCUAAUCUAUUCAAAGAGGUCUCAUCACUAAAGGUCAUAUCUUUUAACACAGAAUCGCUCGUCUGUGAUUGCAACAUGAAAUGGAUUUUAACAUGGGCAGAAGACUCUGCUGUUCGUAUCAGUGAAGACACAGUCUGCAAGCAUUCGCGUCAUGUCCAAGGCCGAGCAUUUAAUUCCAUUGAAAAGACCCAGCUGACCUGUGAUCAACCUCAGGAAUUGCCAAUGUUUCAAAUAAUCCCAUCACAGAAGCAGAUCGUUUUUCAUGGAGAUCGCCUGCCGUUUCAUUGUACCGCCACCUAUAUGCGAGGCACCAGCGAUGUUUACUGGCUUCAUGAUGGGCGGCGGGUGGAAAGUAAUGAGGAGCAUGGGAUCUUUGUGGAAGAAAGAGUAAUACACGACUGCUGUUUAAUCACACGUGAUCUCCUCCUGUCCAGCGUCGGGUUGGAGUCUACAGGUAUUUGGGAAUGUCAAGUGAACUCAUCUUAUGGAAUCGCAUCUAAACAAGUUGAGAUUAUUGUCCUGGAAACUGGAGCACCUUAUUGUCCUAUGGAAAGGAUAAUCAACAACAAAGGAGAAUACAGAUGGCCUAGAACAAUAGCUGGAAUGACUGCAUUUCAUCCCUGCAGACAGUUACCUCUCGGUUCAUUGCCAUAUCCUGAUGCAGUAGGAGAGCCAAAAGCCUGGCGUAAGUGUGGCAGAACUGGACUCUGGACAGAAGAAGACUAUACGGCCUGUCCCUUUUCACAUGAAGUGACAAGAUAUCUUCAUGCCUUUAGUAUGGUGCCAGUAAAUGACACCAACGUCCUUGAAUAUGCUCAACAACUAAUGACCUACACCAAGGGAGCCUCAGACUUCAAUGAUAAGAUGGAUGUGUUGCUUGUGGCUAACAUGAUGGAAAAGAUGAUAACUUUCGUGGGACAGAUCAAACAUCUUGGGGAUAUAAUUAUAGAAAUCGCAAGUAACAUAAUGUCAGUGAAAGACCACAUUUUGUGGAUGGCGCAGAACGAAGCCAAAGCCUGCACCAGAAUAGUGCACUGUCUGGAGCAGAUAUCCGGGCUGUCUUUGAGCGGUAAAACACAAGUCUUGUCAAAGGUUUCCCUUAAUAUCGCACUGGAGGCUAUCCUAAUCAAACCAGCAAGCUUUAUUGGCAUGACUUGCGUUGCCUACCAGAGAACAUCUGUACAUCCGGAGAGAUCAUUGAUCCAUGGUAAUGAGGAUGUAGAUUCAGAGAAUAUUGAGAACCACAAUUUAAUUUUGAAAUGCACUUCUGGCAGUCUGAACAGCUCGCUGGUAAAUUUCUCAGCAAAAAACGCUGUAGCCAUCGCUUCCAUUCAUUUGCCACAGUCUGCCUUUGCACAGUCUCCUUCGUUGCAAUCUGUUGAUAACUCCAGUUGCAAGCUACAGCUCAUCGUCUUUCGGAAUGGAAAACUCUUUCCGAUCACUGGGAACACGUCCUACCUUGCAGAUCAGGGGAAACGUCGGGCGGUCGCUACACCAGCUGUGCUUUCUAAAAUAGAUGGGUACAAUUUGGGAAAUCUCAGUCGUCCAUUGACCAUAGCCCUGAGACACUUUACAAGUGGUAUAAACCCUAUCGCUGCCUUUUGGGAUUUUGACCUUCUUGAUGGACAUGGGGGCUGGUGCGGAGAAGGUUGCCACAUAAUUACCUCGACUGCUAACAUCACCACCAUUCAGUGCACUCACUUCGGUAACUUUGCCGUGCUAAUGGAUUUGAAGACCGUGCUGUCUCUCCCUCAGUACCCAGGGGAGUUCCUGCACCCUGUGGUUUAUGCAUGCACCGCUGUUAUGUUGUUGUGCCUGUUCGCAUCUAUCAUAACCUACAUUGUGCAUCACAGCACUAUCCGAAUCAGCAGAAAAGGAUGGCAUAUGUUGCUUAAUUUCUGUUUCCACACUGCGCUCACUUUUGCUGUGUUUGCUGGAGGAAUCAAUCGAACAGGCUAUCCCAUCAUAUGCCAGUCUGUCGGCAUUGUCUUGCAUUACUCUAGCCUGUGCACAGUCUUGUGGAUUGGUGUGACUGCAAGGAACAUUUACAAGCAAGUUACAAGAAAACCUUCUCAAAACCAGAAUAGUGACCAGCCUCAAUUCCCAAAGCAACCUAUGCUCAGGUUCUAUCUUAUAAGUGGCGGUGUCCCCUUUAUUAUUUGUGGAGUUACAGCUGCGACCAACCUGAAAAAUUAUGGAAAUGAAGACAAUGCACCUUACUGCUGGAUGGCAUGGGAGCCAAGUCUUGGUGCAUUCUACGGCCCCGUCGCAUUCAUCGUUCUAGUCACCUGCAUUUAUUUCCUCUGUACCUACAUCCAGCUAAAGCGUCAUCCCGAACGCAAGUAUGAAUUAAAGGAAAGGACGGAAGAGCAGCAGAGGUUGGCAGGUGGAGAAGUGGGUCACAGUCAUAUAACUGAAGCUGGUCCAGUUGCUCAGGCAACUUGCUCCAUGAUUUCAUCUUCCCUGCUGGAAAAUGAGCAUUCAUUCAAGGCCCAGCUACGAGCCGCCGCAUUCACUCUCUUUCUAUUUACAGCAACCUGGACCUUUGGGGCUCUUGCUGUAUCUCAAGGGCAUUUCUUGGAUAUGAUCUUUAGCUGCCUGUAUGGAGCUUUUUGCGUAACUUUAGGCCUCUUCACUUUAAUACAUCACUGUGCAAAGCGAGACGACGUUUGGCAUUGUUGGUGGUCCUGUUGCCCGUCGAAAAGAAAUGCAUAUGCCGUGCCAGCGAACGCCCGCCAGAAAGUGAACGUAAAUGGAGAUGCCCAGGGUCAUGCCACCUGCAUUCAGGAUUCGCCAUGCACCAAUAAGUCUCCCAUGUACAACCACCCAUCGGUGGGUCAUUGCAAACUUACUAAUUUACAAGCUGUGCAGAACCAUGUAAACUGCCUAUCACCGGUCACACCUUGCUGUGCGAAGAUUCACUGUGAACAACUUAUGGAAGACGAAGCUCAUAUCCAUGUGCACAAUGAAGGUGCUUUUAGACCCAACAUGCACGUUCACAGGUGUCUAAAAAGCAGAACUAAGCCGCGCUACUUCAGUCGACAUAGGUCAGCCGCCGAGAGAGAAUACGCUUACCAUAUACCUUCUAGCAUUGAUGGGAGUAUCCAUAGCUCGCACACAGACAGUCCACACAGUACACAUGAGGGCCAUACAGGCCACAGGCGGGGCUGUUGUGCAGCAAGCGACCCCUACCCUACCAUCAACCAGCCUGAGAGCAGCGAUGCAAGUACUGCAAUAUUUAGUUGUGGCAAAAUGCCUGAUUCUGACACUGUGCACCAUACUCACUUUGAGAUGCAACCAAGGAGACAAUCAUAUCCAUUUAACACAACAAAUCCUAAUGGGUUACUCAAGGGUAGCAUGCAUGAAGCCAUGAUCUAUAGUUCCGAUAAUGCAGGAAACGUGAAAACUGGGCCAUGGAGGAAUGAAACUACUGUGUAGUUCUGGGCCUAGCUCUUUGCGUCUUUCCUGCACUGGUACAAAUGUACGCCAUGUUUUUCAGUUCACUUGUUACGUGUCUGUACAGCACACCAGUACAUGUACAAUGCUUGGUUCUGUUUUCUUAUACAAAGAAACCGAUAAUAAUGUGGCAAUUGUGAAAAUAACAUGUAAAAGAGGAAUAACAAUAAGUGUACUGCAAAGAACCAUGAACACCAAGGUGCAAAGUAGAUCGAAGAGGCAAUAUCCUUUUUUUUUCCACGUUAACUCAUGGCACACUUCUCCGUGUUACACUUGUUAAUGUUACCAUGACAAUAAAUUAUUCCAAUAAUUUUUCUAUUAUGUUCUACACAUUGUACUGUAUCUCAUGUCGGAUAGGUAUCACUUGUUUCCAUGUUAUAGCUAGAGUUGUCUUCAGAACGCGGCCAUAAACCCUUAGCUAUUUGUCCACAUGCAGAUGAGAAAGAAGGAACCUCAUUAGGUGCCACCAACAUAACUGUACCUAUCAGCAAUGGAAAUAACCUAUUCACCAAACUAAGGGGAACAUUUAUUAAGACUGGCGUUUUACACGCCGGUCUUAGUAAAGCACUAUACCUGGCGGUGGAUCCGCCAAAAUUAUGAAGAGGUGCAGGCCUCUCCAUAACUUUGGUGUAUCCAGUGCCAGUUCUAAAUGUAAACCAGGCUUAGAAAAUGGUAAGGGAGACGGGCCUGCCAUUUUGCCAGGUGUUGGACCUCUACUGAUCCGAUAUUAAUGACCUGUCCUGAGUAUAGCUCACUAAUAUCAUUAACCUGGAAAACUCUUCCUAUUCUGAGGAUAGGUAAUCAAAGUCAUUAACUCGGAAAACCUGUUGAGCACCUCUGAUAUACAGAACCUAUGUUCUCAUGAUUUUUAAUUUUACAACAUUAUCAGUUAAUUUUUGUAGAUGCAGCCUAAAUUGAAACUGCCAUCAUGCAACCCAUUGCAAAAGUGUUACAUUAUCACCUGACAUGGAGCAACAGCUAAUUAGGUCAAAUAAUAUGUCACUUAAUUAUUUUAGGGAUACCUGUCUCAAAUGAUAUAGUUUGGGAAAGGCAGAACAUGAAUUGGAAAAGGGCACCUACUAAAUCUGUAUUGCAGUAGCAGAGCGGUUUGCCUUUAUGCUCCGUAAUAUUCAAUAAACAUAGGGUGGUGGACACAUCUAGGAUGGAAAGCAAUUGGUGACCCUUGAUUUGAAACCUUCUCAUUUUCAUAUUUUUUCCAUUAAACUUAUAUUCUUCUAUUCCACCAUAUCAAGUGUUCUGUAAAGUGUCCAACAUAAAGAAAUAACAUUUAGGACUCAUUCACAUGGCCAAGUUACACCUCCACUUUGGACUGAUUAAUAAAAGAGCACCAACAGAGUUACAAGGGGCCUCUACCGCAUGUCCAUAUGACUAUAGUUUUAUAAACCAUGGCAUGCCCAGUUGAAUGUCAUACGUACACAGCUCUUUUCUCCUAGAAGCAUUGAACCUGAUGGAGCAUUGUACGUAUGGCACCAAGGCCAACAUUUUUCAAUGAGCUUUACUGCCAAGUGCACAGCUCUCCCUUCACUUGGCAACAACAAUGCUCCUCUUGAGGCCAGGAGGAAUCUUGGAUCAUUCUGAGACAAAUGUCCAUCAUAUCUCCCCCACCACCUCUACUCCUGGUCUUUGUAUGUGGUCCUUUACACAUAUUUGGUUAGCCAUUUGUGUCUUUAAAGGGUAAUAAACCUUAUGCACCUAACACUGGAUGGACCUAAAAAAAAUGGUGGCUUGCGGAAAUAUAAAUGACAUUGGCACUGGUGAUACCAUUCUGACAGAGAUAUUUGCAUAUAUGACCUAAACUACAGUACAAUAUGUAGUGUGAUGAUAUUGCCUCGGACUGUCUGCCAUUAGCACCCUAGAAUCACAUAAUGUCCACUCAGUGUUAGCUUCUCUCCAUGUUGGAGGGAAGAGAUGGCUAAUAUGACUCCUUUUCCAUCUGCAGUGUUGUAUUGGUUGUUAUUUGCAUGACGCAGGUCAGAAUAUACCAUUUGUUGUUUUUCAAUGUUACAUGUUUAAAAUGCAGUAUUGUUAAAAGACUGUGAAAACUCAUGUUGGUAUUACUCUAGAGCAUUAUGAAUCUACCAGAACUCACCUCUGCACUAGUGUAAAGUGGCACAAUCCUUCGUAUGAGGUAUUAUGAUAAACUUUAAUUAAAACUCACUCAG